UCAAAUAUUCGUGUAGAAAGUGUGAAUGUGUAGGUUGUGGCGUUUGUGAUUCAAAUGUCCAAAAACUGGUGCAGACGAAAAAUAACACAAAAUUGCAAAUAAAAGAGAUAUUUCUUUUGCCCAGAAAGAAUAGGAAGCAGGCACUGACCUUGAUAAUAGUGGUUGAUCUCACAUUCGGUUGGAGCAGAAAACUUUUCGUCCCAGACGUUCCGAAACGAACAUUUACACGUAGUGUCGUCGAGUUCGAAAGCAAAUAAAAAAUGAUUAAACUUUUCUCGCUCAAACAGCAGAAGAAAGAUGGAGAGGCAACGCCAAAAUCUGGACCUCAGAAAAAAGCUUUCACUGCCGCCCAACUAAGGAUUACGAAAGAUAUUAAUGAGUUAAACCUGCCCAAGACUUGUGCCACGGAAUUCCCUGAUCCGGAUGACCUGCUAAAUUUCAAGUUGAUUAUCUGUCCAGACGAAGGUUUCUACAAGGGUGGUCGGUUUGUUUUCAACUUCAAGGUCGGCCCUAACUAUCCUCAUGAACCGCCGAAGGUCAAAUGUGAAACCCAGGUUUACCACCCUAAUAUUGAUCUGGAGGGCAAUGUGUGUCUGAAUAUUUUGCGUGAAGAUUGGAAGCCGGUGCUCACCAUCAACUCGAUCGUCUACGGUCUGCAGUACUUGUUCUUGGAACCUAACCCGGAGGACCCGCUGAAUCGAGAGGCCGCUGAGGUGCUACAGACAAACCGGCGUCUAUUCGAGCACAAUGUUUUUAAGGCAAUGCGUGGCAGCUAUAUUGGCGAGACAUACUUCGAGCGUUGUCUCAAGUGAUAUAUAAAUUCUACACUCACUCUCAAAUGUUGCGUUUAUUUAAUUAUUCUUACGAUUGGUGGACGCUAUUAUAUAGACUUUAAGUAUAACUAAAUGGUCGAAACAGAGGAGGGUAAACACACGCCAAGCGGUAACAACGAGCCAGCCGAUAGAAAUUUGAUGGCCGGAAUGGCAGUAAUGAACGAGCUCGUAGAAGACACAGAUGAUUUAGUAAAACUGUACAUGAUUGGGCAAGCAAGAGCAAACCUGCACACAUAGUUUCAAAUCCGGUUAUAAAAAUUACGCAAUAUAUUUAUACUGAACAGAAACAAAAAAAAUACAGCGUUGAGCCAACUUAGUAAAGGAAUCCUUGAACACACUUAUUAGAACAAUAAUCUUGCAGGAUAUCAUAAUUGAGAGAAUACUACAUUGUUCAAACUAACAGCAGUAAAAGCAGUGUAUUUCAGAUGCGGAUUGCAGAGUGAAAAAAAUAAAUGUAAGAACUCGAUAUAAACAAUAGUCACACAACACUUAAUUUCUUCACACUUUAAGCGCUCUAUAACUGUAUAUCACUCUUCUUGAUGACUCGCGUUAAACAGACAUUUGAAAACACGAGAAAAUAAAAUGCAACAACAAACAGAAAUAUGCAUAAUUAUUGUACUGAAACUAUAGAAACGAAAGUUAAGUCAAAAUUAAAUAUAAAAGUUUUACCCGACUAUAAA
Molecule: messenger RNA, 1513 nt
Organism: Wyeomyia smithii (pitcher-plant mosquito)
Lineage: Eukaryota; Metazoa; Arthropoda; Insecta; Diptera; Culicidae
Gene: UbcE2M
Product: NEDD8-conjugating enzyme Ubc12
Exons: 5
Coding region: 261-812 (183 amino acids)
Source: RefSeq, a predicted model, not a curated record